This is a messenger RNA of Geodia barretti, 327 nucleotides long. NCBI's taxonomy places the organism in Eukaryota, Metazoa, Porifera, Demospongiae, Tetractinellida, Geodiidae. The record is from the annotation of a GenBank genome assembly.
AUGGAAGAGGUAAAAAAGAAGCAACCGGUGCCCGUAUCGGUGGUAAAGGAGAUACUGGGCAGGAACGAGCCUGACUCCAUGGAUCAGAUACAGCGCUGGACGUUUGAUUACGUCUCCAAGUUUGGCAAGGUGGAUCACGACAGCGCAAAAGUAAUGAUGCAGCGGUUGGUGGGUGAGUGCGACCUGACCGAGGAAGAGGCAGUGGAGAUAGUGAACAUACUGCCCACCACGAUGACUGAGCUGCGCUCGUUUACCUUUGGCUGGAAGAAGCUAAUCCUUGCAGAGACGCUUGAAAAGAUACUAAAGAUCCUCAAGGAGAACUCUUAG